This is a messenger RNA of Salpingoeca rosetta, 1585 nucleotides long. RefSeq lists its product as uncharacterized. The record is from RefSeq and is a predicted model, not a curated record. The transcript is spliced from 8 exons. Gene Ontology annotation, biological process: tRNA splicing, via endonucleolytic cleavage and ligation; tRNA-type intron splice site recognition and cleavage. Gene Ontology annotation, molecular function: nucleic acid binding; tRNA-intron lyase activity. NCBI's taxonomy places the organism in Eukaryota, Choanoflagellata, Craspedida, Salpingoecidae. The coding region runs from base 54 to 1439 and encodes 461 amino acids.
CCGCAAACAACUGCGCACGUUGGGGAAGAGUGCAGCAGUGAACGACGACGAUAAUGGAGACGAAGGCAAUGGCGCACGGUUAUGGCGCAGGGAGGAGGCGAAGGGCCACAGGACACGAUGAGCGCAUCAACAUCUACAUCACAUGUGGCCAGCCACUCAUCUGGUCCCCAGAAGAGCAAGAAGUGCUGCGAAAACAGUACAACAUCGUCUGCUAUCCAAUCGGAACAUUGCCCAACAACGUCACACAGAACAUCUUUAAAGGCGUUCCUUACAUGAUUGACAAAGAGGCAGUGCGCCUACUUCUUGAUUUCGACAAGGCGCAGCUGUGGAGCGGCGACGAUCUGGCUCCGUUGCUGCCUAUGGACGUUGCCUCACUGCAGCGGCAUCGCCUCGACAGCAUCAUGCUCCAGCUGGACCAUUUCCUGUAUGGGACGCGCGGCUCAAGGCUGCACUUAUCCGAGGACAAUGCACCGAAGAAAGCCAAGCGGGGAGCUCAGGAUGGCGGCAGGACGAUGCACCACGACGGUGGCACUGGCGAUGGCGGUGAUGACAAUGAAUGUGAUGACGAUGAUGAUGCUGACGACGAUGGUGACGAUGUGCAGGAUGGUGGUGAUGCGAAUGUGGGAACAGGCGCAGAUGUUGACGACGAUGGUGACGACCGUAAUGAAGCGGGGAAUGCGAGCGGACCAAGCGAAGGCGGAGCAGAGCCCAAAUCGCGAGCGCGGCGGGUGGUAUCAUGGGUCCUAAAUCGUCUGGACGUGCAACGCUGGCUUCCGUUUCCGUGGACGGAGCGCGGGCGGGCGCUGGUGCAGAAGGACAUGGAUGCAUUCAAGGCCCUCGACCCAGACCGCGAGCAGCCGCCAACACACAGCGAUGACAACGACGACAAGGGCGGCGGUAAUGAUGAUGGCGAUGGUGAAGAGAAGGAGGGCGUGCGCGGUAGUGAUAGCGCAGCACACAGUGCGAAUGACACAUCAGCACCAGGGCAGGUCGGGUCUUCGGCGUCACGGGAGGUGGUGUGGUGUAAUGCACGGCGUGACAUGGGUGCCCGUCUGGCAUCGUGUCGUGUUGUUGUGCCGCACGUUGCCGCUGCCCUGCGUCACCGCCGCCGCCCUUUCCUCAAGCGCGCGUUCAAGUUCCCGGAGACGGCAGAAGAGAAGCGCCACUACGCCGUGUAUCGUGAUCUCGUCAUGCGCGGGUACUUUCUCGGGCCCGGCAUGAAGUUUGGUGGACACUACCUCGUCUACCCGGGCGACCCAUACCGCUACCACUCACACUUUGUAGCCAUUGUUGUUGAUCACGCCGGCCCAAUCCACCCACUUGACAUUGUCGCAGCUGGCCGCCUCGGUACUGUUGUGAAGAAGGCGCCACUGCUGUGUUCUGUGGAUGACGAUGGAAACGUGCACUACCUCUCUUUGCAGUGGACCGGGAUGAACUGAUGCUUGCAGGCAUCAAGAACGCAGUAUAGCCGCUUCAACACGCCACCCAUGUGUGUUGUCCGACCCCUACGGUACAGAAUAAAUAAAUAAUGUGCACUCACGUCAGCCCGAGCACGCAUCGUGUUUGUCUCUCUACCUUUCUCCUC